Messenger RNA from Geosmithia morbida, 882 nucleotides. RefSeq names its product ThiJ PfpI family protein. NCBI's taxonomy places the organism in Eukaryota, Fungi, Ascomycota, Sordariomycetes, Hypocreales, Bionectriaceae. The record is from RefSeq and is a predicted model, not a curated record. The coding region runs from base 1 to 882 and encodes 293 amino acids. The transcript is spliced from 3 exons.
AUGCCUGCAACCAAGACCUCGGCCGUGGCCGACGAGCAGGAGCCCAUCAACGUCCUGUUCGCUCUCCACCCAAAGUUUGACUUGCUUGACUUUGCCGGCCCCGUCGAGGUCUUUUCCACAGCUCUUCACGAUAGAGAUGAUCCAUCCUCCAGAGCCUUCGAGAUCACCCUCGCGAGCAGCGAGCCCCAGGUCCUGAGCGAGCAGGGCAUCAUCGUAAACUCCCACAUCACCUUCAAGGAAGCCCACGACAACCUGGAGGACUACGACGUCCUGGUCGUCCUGGGCGGCAACAUGCUCUCCCUCGUCAAGACCGAGGACCAGCCCGCCGGCCUGAUCGUCGACUUCUCCGAGCUCCAGAAGAAGGAGCCGGCCCGCGAGCGCACCCUCCUCUCCGUCUGCACCGGUUCCCUCCUCCUGGCCAAGGAGGGCAUCCUCUCGGGCCUCUCGGCCACCACCCACCCCGACUUCCUCACCACCUUUGAGAAUCUGUGCAGCGACGCCGCCACCCGCAACCUCCAAGAGCGCACGGACAUCGUCGAGGAUGCCCGCUACGUCGUCAACAACCUCCGCUUCGACCUCGACGGGGAGGACUCUAGCCCUUAUAUCCGUCGCAAGUCAGACUCGGGAAGGCGCCCUUCCAAUGCUAGAAAGGGAAGCAUGUCCUGGAAGGACUCCAACAGCCGUCGCGAGUCCAUCGUCCGUCGCGCAGCCAUGCGUCUCGGCGGUCUCCGCGUCAUCACGUCCGGAGGCAACAGCGCCGGCAUAGACGCGGCCCUCUACCUCGUCAGCGCCAUGGUCGACGAGGAGUGCGCCUUCGCCGUCUCCAGGAUGAUGCAGUGGAACUGGACCAAGGGAGUCGUCGUUGACGGACUGGAUGUUUAG